Molecule: messenger RNA, 273 nt
Organism: Lactuca saligna
Lineage: Eukaryota; Viridiplantae; Streptophyta; Magnoliopsida; Asterales; Asteraceae
Source: the annotation of a GenBank genome assembly
AUGUACCGAGUAACGAGUUCUACAACAUUGCCCAGCACCGUACACAAGAUCAAAUAUUUGGAUCAAUUUGGCUCCCAUUCCGUUUCUUUACCUACCCAUUUGAAGGUUGUAUCUGCCAUGAAAGGUAGCCGUGAGAAACGUGCAGUGGCUCCACCAGUGACACUGAGGUUAUCUGAUAAGAUGCAUGAAAGACAUGAUGAUCAUGGGCCUGAAGGUUAUAUGAAUGUGUGUGGGAUGGAGAUGAACAAUCGUCAAUGGUCACCGAUCUUCUAA